AUGCCCAACACCUCAAAAACCGACCCAAUCGAUCCCCCAGCAAUAAUGCCUGUUCCAGCUCUAGCUGCUCUUAAAACUAUUUCACCAGAGCAAAAUUUAGCCUUAAUAUCAUGGUGCAAAGUUCUACCUUCACGUAAAUACACUCUAAUCACCGAUUUUUUUGCAGCAUUUACAGCUUUUAUCCUCCUAUAG
This is a messenger RNA of Brugia malayi, 192 nucleotides long. RefSeq lists its product as uncharacterized. The transcript has a single exon. Bases 1 to 192 code for a protein of 63 amino acids. The record is from RefSeq and is a predicted model, not a curated record. Lineage: Eukaryota; Metazoa; Nematoda; Chromadorea; Rhabditida; Onchocercidae.